Molecule: messenger RNA, 531 nt
Organism: Cyanistes caeruleus (blue tit)
Lineage: Eukaryota; Metazoa; Chordata; Aves; Passeriformes; Paridae
Source: RefSeq, a predicted model, not a curated record
UUUUAUCAAUUUCAAUGGGGGUUUCUGCUUUCCUUAGCAAACAUCUUUCCUUUCAAACCAAGGCACCGCAGAUGCCCCAAUGACUUCUAAAUAUGGACUUGGUAAGAAGUACCAUCAGAGUCCAUGUGCUCAUUCCUUGUUUUCUCCUAAACCAGGAUUUUCCAAUCCCAAACUUUGGCCAGAUGGAGAAGCAGGCUGUGAGGAAGAGGAAGAUGCCCCAGGACACCCAGGCAGACAAGGAGCUGAGGAUGGAGACCAGGGAGGACAAAUCCCCACAGCAGAACCUCGUGGAAGAGGCUGAUUUGAGCAGCUCCAUGGCUCAGGAAUCCAACGGGGAGGAAAAGCUCCAGAGAUCCCGCAGGAGGAGGGGCUCCAAAGCCAUCCCAGGGUGCUCUGAGGAGGAAAGACCCACCCUGUGCCGGGAAGGCGGCCGGAGAUCCAGUCAGGGCUCUGAGCUGGUGGUCCAUGAGCAGCUUCAGGAUGGGGAGAAGCCCUACAAGUGCUUGGAGUGUGGGAAGAGCUUCAGCCAGA